Molecule: messenger RNA, 1844 nt
Organism: Limanda limanda (common dab)
Lineage: Eukaryota; Metazoa; Chordata; Actinopteri; Pleuronectiformes; Pleuronectidae
Gene: fetub
Product: fetuin B
Exons: 7
Coding region: 68-1576 (502 amino acids)
Biological process (GO): negative regulation of endopeptidase activity
Cellular component (GO): extracellular region
Molecular function (GO): cysteine-type endopeptidase inhibitor activity
Source: RefSeq, a predicted model, not a curated record
CCCUCUCUGCUCAUCUCUCCUCCCUGUGUGUGUCUGUGUGCAUCCGGACUCAACUCAGGCCUUUACCAUGAACCACUGUGUUCUGCUGCUGCUGGCGUUGGGCGUCGCCCACGUCCUGGGCGCUCCGGUGGAGCAGGUCGGCCCCGAGCCGGCGUCCUGCGACGACGCCUUCGUGAAGAGCUCCGCAAAAGAGGCUCUCAAGAAGAUCAACGGGGACCGGAAGGAGGGCUACGUCUUCGCCCUGCACCACCUGUCCAACGCACACCUGGAGAAACAUGGAGAAAAUGGCGUCGUCUUCUACCUGACCAUGGACGUGGUGGAGACCAACUGCAGCGUUCUGGACCGGGACACCCAGAAGCCCUGUGAAGCUCGUUCCGUGGACAACACACCGGUGUACGGACAGUGCAAAGCUGCCAUCUUCAUCAGCAGGGUGAACAGAGUGCUGCGUCUCUACAAGUACGACUGUUCUCUCAGACCAGUUCCUGCAGCCAGGGUGACUGAAAUCUGUCCCGACUGCCCGAAUCUAAUGGACAAGGACGACGCUGAGAUCCAGAAAGUCGUGUCUGCCGCUCUGGAGAAGUUCAACAAGGAGAGCGACCUGACCAAGCAGUUCGCUUUGCUCCAGGUCACCCGCGCUUCUCUUUCGAUGGGCAUGGCCAAAUUCUACAAUGUGGAGUUCACCAUCCAGGAGACGACCUGCAACAGGGACGUGCCUCUGGCUGAUAAGUGCCCCAUGAUGGACUGCGAGUUCACUCACAAGGGCUUCUGUAAGGGAGGACUGGUCACCCCCCCCACUGGGGUCACUGAGACCACUGUGGAGUGUGACAUCUACGAGCCGGAGGUUGCUGACAGAGAGAAGAAGCUCCACCUCCUCGGCGGAGAGACUGACCACACCCACGAAGACAAACAUGCACAUAAUCCCGUCCAUGACCACGCCCACGGCGCCGACCACGAGCACUCACACGACCACGAGCAUGACCACACCAAGAGCCACUCUCAGCAACACCAAGACCACAACCACACCCACGACGGCGAGCACCACCACACCCACGACCACGAGGCAGGCAGCGCCCACAGGCACGCCCACGACCACUCCCACGACCACGGGCACGGCCACGACCACGUGCACACCCAUCACGCCAAGGCGCACAACCACACCGGUGACGCACCACACCAGCACCACGGCUACGAGCACGCCGGCGCCGAGCACACCCACGAGCACGACCACGAAAUCGCUCUGGACCACGAGCACAAGCACGCUCACCUGCACGAGCACGAACACCACCACCAUCACCACGAGCACGAGCACGAGCACGCCCACCACGACCACCCAGAGGGCAAGGUGAAGAUGCUGCCCUCCAUCGAGCGGCCCGUGACCCUGCCUUUCUUCCCAGACGCCCCUGAGGCCGGGGUCACUCUGCCCGCCAAGCCCGACCCCCAGAUCCCCGGGGCCAUGGAGCCCACCAUCCACCCGUUCCCCACCGCCUUCUCCGCCCAGUGCCCCGCCCCCACGGGAGAGCUCUCGCUGGUGGACAAACUCUUCACGGAGGACCCCCUGUUCAAGCGACCCUCAUAAGGAACUGAAGAAGAACUCAAGAAGAACUCAAGAAGAACUCAAGAAGAACUCAAGAAGAACUCAAACGCACAAACUGUAGUGAAGCAACGACAGGAAACGUCUCGAGUCGUUUGUCUCUCUUCACUUCCACCAUCUAAUAAAACAAAAGAAAACAUUGUAUGAACAACGUCAACCGGGUUUAUAUUCACAUUUUUUCCAUUGGUUGUCAUAGGUAUUAAAAAAUAAACAACUGUGUUUGUUGAAAAAAUAAUAAACGAUAACACAAAUA